Nilaparvata lugens (brown planthopper) is the source of this 894-nucleotide messenger RNA. Its product is annotated as N-acetylneuraminate 9-O-acetyltransferase-like. Lineage: Eukaryota; Metazoa; Arthropoda; Insecta; Hemiptera; Delphacidae. The transcript is spliced from 5 exons. The coding region runs from base 97 to 894 and encodes 265 amino acids. The record is from RefSeq and is a predicted model, not a curated record.
AGUGAUUGUGUUGUUGAGGUUGGGUUCGUAAGGGUGUUCUUUGAAUUGUUUCUUAUUUGUAAGUUUGACAAAUGGUUUUUAAUUAUUAUUAUAAAAAUGCCAGACGACGAAUUUGAUGCUGAACCUUUAUUGUGGGCUGAAUCCAAAUCCGAGAGACCUGCUGAAAUUAUACAGCAAAUUAAUUCAAAGAAUGCUAAGCUUAUUGCUUGUGGUCUUGUUCUAAGUUUUAUUUUAUAUCAUGGAGUAAUUCACUUGCGGUAUGGAACAGACUCAUGUACAUGGCUUCUUUCUGAUGGGAGAUACAAGGGUGACAUGGAAUGGCAGCCGUAUGGUUGUAUGUUGCAUCGUUACAGUCAAACGGAUACUCGUCGAUGCAUGCGUUACUUGGCAUUCUACGGCCGACAGAACCGGUUCGUGUUUGUCGGUGACUCGAGGAUCCACGACCUAUACACCGCGUUCUGGGAUCACUUGACCGGCCACGAAUCCAAAACCCAGCACAAGUACCAGUCGCUGGCCAAAUCAUCCAGAAAUUUCACGUUUGUCGAUUAUCAGCUGAAGCUGACCAUCGAAUUUGUUUAUAGCGAAGAUGUUGGACCGAAAAUGCUGUCCAAGUUUCAGAUGUGGCGCAAAGAAACUACACCACCCGUGGUUAUUGUAGCUGGUAGUGGCACUUGGUCAAUCAACAGGUCGAACAAAUCCAAUGCUGCUUUACGUGACUACAGUACUAAUCUCACCAUGCUCGUUCAGAGCAUCGACGAGCUGGUCGAAAAAGGAAGCCGAGUGCUGUGGGUGUUGCAAGAACCUGUCGUCGAGGAUAAGUUGACGCCUUCCCAUGCUGGCAUCACCAAUCAGCAGAUAUACCUCUAUAAUAGGGCGGCCGUUGAUGUAAGUUGA